Messenger RNA from Symbiodinium sp. CCMP2592, 8265 nucleotides. Lineage: Eukaryota; Dinophyceae; Suessiales; Symbiodiniaceae. The record is from the annotation of a GenBank genome assembly.
AUGGGCUCGCGGAUGGCGUUGCUGGCGUUGUGCGUGGCCAUGCUGGCUGCAGCUUUCGCAGAGUCUCCGGAUCUCAGCUGCGCUUUGCAGAAGCGGCCGAAGUGGCUGGUCGACGGGCCUCUUGGCCCCGAAGUCGCUUUGCAGACGGAGCAGACUGAGGCUUCGGAGGAUCUCAGCUCAGCCGGCUCAGCCUCGGCCUCGGAGCUUGGCGCAAUGUGGUUGAGUCCCGGCGCGCGCUUCCGCGGGGGGAGGUGUUUGAAGGCCAGGCGGGCCAGGCCUUCCUGGGCGCAGCAAACGCAGAAGCGGCUGGUCGACGCGAAGCUUGCGAGGAUCCUCCCGGAGAAGGUGACUUGUCCACCGGGACAGAUGGUCAUCGGAGAUUUUUCAGAGACUUCCUACAGCUUCUCAUGCUGUGACGCCGGCAUCCACUGUGGAGGCUGCCGCAAAGUCGCCAAGGGGCGUUGCACAGAGUGUGCUGCUGGCUAUGUCCACCAAGAGAUUCCGAUCCUCAACGUCUCCUUGUGCUUCCUUUGUGAUGAUGUUCCUGGCUGGCAGGAUGCACAGGGUCUGAGUUGCCGAGAUUACGAAAGCCUCGGCUAUUGCUCAAGCCAUGACGAGGAGCCGUUCCGGGGCUUGAGCGCCAGUGAGGCGUGCUGUGCCUGUGGCGGGGGCAGUGUGCACGCGACCCCAACCAGGGUGCCAUUCAUGGGCAAAUCCCUGUACUUUGGCCAGAGCAUCGACACUUUUCCAGAGCCUCAGGCUUUCAGCACCCAAGUCGGAGCCUGCAACUUGGCAGAGUCCGUCCUGCAGAUCGCAGGGUCGGGCGAAGUGUCAGGAAAGGUUUCAUCCUCCUCGCGGCUGAAGUGCUCGGUGAUGCUAACACAGGAUCCGAUGCGUGGCAUCUUCAGCCCCGUGUCCUUCAGCGUGCCGGUCUCCAAUUUCUCCUACGGCGACCAGGUCUUGGCCUUCAGGUACUGGGGUUUGGACACGAUACCAGCAACAGGAGGCUUCCCCGUCCAGUCCGGGCAGAAGUGGGAGAACUUCCAGCUAGUCUGCAACCCGUCAUGCCCUUGGCUUGAGCUUCGGACGGACGGCACAAUUCUCAGCAAAUGUCUCGGCUUCAGCAAGCACGUGGAGAUGCCCACGCUCUCCCGAUUUGGUGGCAUGCCCUCGUGCAGCUGCCAGGUAUCGGCGCGGGAAGCCGCGCUUUUGCCAGCCUCAACCGCCUCCACCAGCUUCUUAACAGUCCAAGCGAGGCUGUGGAAGGCAGGCGUCUACGAGGUGGCUUCAGUGCAAGCUCGCAACGGCGUCCCAUUGCAGCCCUCGCGGCUGCAGGAACAGGUGGAGGGCCUUCGCUGGUACGACGGCGAAGGUGAGAGCUGGAAGUUGCCGGUUCUGGAGAAUGCCAGCAGCGGGCAGCGCUUCGUGGUCUCACCGUCGCUGCCCCCAGAGCUCCUGGACGUUCAGUGCCGCGACGCAGACGGCAAGGCCGCUACCUAUGCCUGGUCUCGUCUGACGGGGGACCUGACCCGCGAUGGCUUUUCGGCCUUCAACUUGGACCCUCGCAGCGGCCUCGUUUCGGGUACUCCGCGGCUGGAAAUGGCCCUCUCCGCAGAAGGCCGAGGCAGCCUGGAGAUUCACUGCAGUGUGGCUCUCGGUGGCAGCCUGUACGACAAGGUCCUGCCGGUGGCACAGAUCACAGUGCACGUCGUGGACGACAUGUGCUGGGUCCCGGCUCAGGUGUCAGGCCAUUUCCGCUGGAAGCAGUUCAGCAGCAUGGCGGCCUGCCUCGCGCUAUGCCGCGAACGUGCGGAUUGCGCGGCGGUUCGUGAUGCGAGUCCUGGCUGCCACGUAAUGGUGAGCGACGGGGAAAGCGAAGCCUUCACAGGUUCGGUGCUGCUGCGAUUGGAAAACUGCUCGGAGGAAGACACGGGCCUAAACCUGACGUCCAAGGGUGCCAGGUACUUGCAGGGCGUUUUGGAGCCCUCCAACGAUUACAGGGACCAGGUGUCGUACUCUCGUGCAGGGCUCACGCCGCAGCUCCAGCUCCACCUGGUGCAUCGCAGCUUCGCGGAGAUCCAGCUGCCGAAGAACUGCGAUGCUUCGUCCUGGCUGCUUUUGCAUGCGAACGUUUCGGAUUUCCAGAACGGAAGCAUGAAGGCGCCGGAGUACUUCGGCGCAGCCGUGGCCUGCAUCGACAAAGACGUUGUUGCCGGUGCCUUCAGCAACGGCUCAGAGAAGUUUGACCUUCGCCUCCUCCCGUCGGAACUCGACGACACAAUCGAGAAGCCAAAGGCUCUCCAGUCGGCGGAGCUCUCUCUGGCCAUGCCGACGUGCAAGCAGCCAUCUGCGGGCUUCGUCGUCGGUUCCGUGGAAGACUCAGAGCACUUCUCCUUGGAUCCAUGCGAAUGCUUCGGAGAGCAGCACGCCCGAACGAGCCCAGUCACCGAGUCCUCCAGUGCGGCCGUGCCCAGGGUCGGUCCCUUCAACAACGGCUCCGUCAAAGACCAGCUGAUCUCCUCUGGGCCCUACACAUGCGAGCACAUCUCUCGCAUCCACCACUUCGCUGCUGCGACUCUGGCGAGCUGUGCAACUGCGUGUAACGCUAACAGCAAUUGCAGCUUCUACCAACUCGGUGUUGCUUCAGAGAGCUGCACGCUCUUCCGGCGUUGCGAUUACCUUCAGCAGAUUGACCUGCAGCUGGUCAACAAGUUGUAUGGUGUUGCUCCCACGGGAAACUUCUGUCGCAUCGCGGAUCCCGAGCAAUGCUGGGAGAAGAUCAAGCGCCGCAGCUAUCUCAGCUUAUCGCCAUCCAGCAUUCCCCACUGCCUCUUCCAGGCUCAAUACGAUGCAUGCGACGCACUGCAGCAGAUCUCUGGAGAGCAGGCCGGGCAAUGCCAGCGGUGCCAGUACCUGGAAUCCAGCAGCUCGUACGCUGCCACAGGAAUGAGCAAGGUGCCUUUGCCCGAAGACUUCCCAUCAGGUUCGCAGGUUUCCAUCGGUUGCAACUACACUGGUCGCUUGUUCUCCAGGCUAGAGAACGGCUUGAAAUGGGACGGUCCGUGGCCUUCGGCGGUCUUCACCUGCGUCAGCGGCAAAUGGGUCGGGGAGCCGGGUGCGUGGCAGCACCUCGAGAACCUUACAUGCCUGCAGUGCAUCCAGCUCGGGACGCCAAGCCUGCGGCGCCUUACCGAAAUCACGCUUCCUGAAGUGUAUUUUCUGGAGCACCGGCGAAUACAAGUGACCCAUGCCACGACGGCAGGGCCGGGUUGUGCCACCGCCAGCAAGCAGACGGCUUCUCCCUUGGAGGUGCUGGUGCAAGCUGAGGUUUGGAUGCAUGUGUGCAUUUCGAAGAAAGAGAUCGUGCUCUCAGCUUGUGGUGAAACUCCAUCGUUCUACCAGGAUGUGCAGUCGCGACUCCAUGUGACAGGAGAAUCAGAUGCUUGCCUCAAGUACCAGCAGGGCAAGCUCGCGAUCUGCAGCUGCACGGAUCCAGGGGCGUUGCAUCUCGAGAGGCAGCGCCUCAGGCUUGGCUCCAAAUGUGUGUUCGCCCCAGACAUCCAGAAAGACCCCGGUGGCUUUCAGAUGGUCGAUUGCGAUGCCUUCGGCCUUUGGCAGCUUUGGAGCUUCAGUUCCGGGAACUGCAUCUUCGGCAUGGACAUAGUGGACACGGCGGACCGUGCCUGGAACUUCUCCGUGGCGGUGCAGGGAGACGACAGUGAGCUGCAGUUGGUGCAGAUGAAGUUUGAACCCGAACGCCAGUCCGAGCCGGUGCGGCCGGCGUAUUCCUUGAGUCAGUCGAACCAAUACGUUUCGAUAUGCCUGACCGUGCGGGAUGGGGCAAUUGUUAUCGCAGAAGGACCGUGCGAAGGUGGCUUUGUCAUCGAGGAUUUCUCGAAUGGGAGCACCAUCGCCUACUAUCCGGAUCCGAACCUGCAGGAGGAUCCCUACUACCUCUGGACCGACGGAAUUAGAGUCGGUCUGUUGCGCACCACCGAAAGCUUGCCGGACGCGGCUCUCUGGAGAAUUCUUCCCGACACAUGGAAUGGCGGCACGGUGAAGCUUCAGAGCGUGCACUGGGGUUACUGCGUGGCAUCUCCAGGGGAAGCCCCGCUGGAAGUCAACGACGACCCAAGCUUCAACAACGAAGGUCCGUGGAUGUCAGCCGGGUGCCUCGAUACAUUCGUGACUGGGCUUUAUGCACAAGGCGAUCAUGACCUCGAAAACUUCGUGCUAUGCGGAAACUGGGAUGACGCCACGCAAACCUUCCUUUAUAUGUCUUAUGUUGGGGGCGGGUGCAGGUCCUUCGAAAAGACGCUGACGGAAAUUGCGAGUGAGGUAACCAUGGAGUGCCCGGACGGCCAGGCCCUUCAUGACGUUACCGCUGCGCUGCCAUCUCACGGCCAUCACUUUGCUCCGCAGACCUUGUCUUGGCAAUGCUGCGACGUGUCGCCUCCACCUUACGUGUGGUUUAACCGGUGGCACACCUACGAGCUGAGGGCCACGUUAAAAGGGGACAAGUGGAUCUACUCCUGCGAACAUGGGAACGACAAUGAUGAUGACAACGAUCUGGGCACGUUCCAAGGCUCCUUUAUGACCGGGCUGACGUGGGCCCGCCAUGAGGACGAUUCCAGAGUCCAUUGUGUAUCAGGGAUCCAGAGCCUGAGUCCCAGCGACUCCGUAUACUUGUACGAGUGCGACGACCCGUCCUCGCCCGCCUUCGUGAAUUGGGCCAUGGAUGCGCUGCCAUCGUCGUCAAGGGCAAAAGCAUCCUCGGCUCUUCUGGAGGAGCUGUCGAGCUGCCAGGCAUGCCAAGCAUCCCUCUUCGUCGACUUGAACGAGAGCACCUUCAACAAGUCCGGAGGGAUUUCCGAAGCCAGGAAUCUUUCGCUACAGGUUCAGAGCGCUUCCGAGCUUUCCGUGCAGCAGAGGCAGGGCUACCAGUACGUGCCCCAGCUGAAAGUUUUGGAGAGGACCGGCGAGAAGGAAGAGGUGCUCUUCGUCUGCCAGCUGGAGGCAACCUUCGGGGCCAGCCGCCUCUGUGCCUUCCAGGCCUCUGUCAGCCCGAGUGAUCUGCAGGGGGCCUAUGCCACGGGCUCCAACGUGACCGUCGAAAAGGUGUGCCCUCUGCUCAUGAACACGUCGAUGGAGAAGCUCCCAAGGUCGGAAGCUGAGCCCGUGUCUGGGCUCCGAGGCCUGACGAUGAAGAGCUUCUCAGACAUGAUGAUGGACCAGGCCUACGCGAGCGUCGCCUUCGGGAGCCCAGAGAAGUGGCCCUUCCUCUUCCACGGUUUUGGUGCUGAGCGGGCUGAUGCCGUCGGAUUCCUCAGCGUCCCGAAGAACGGGGACACCUUCUGGGGCCUCAGCUGCCCUCCGCAGGCUGUAGUUGUCUCCGAGGGGCAGACGCUGCCUCACUGCUUGCACAUCGGCGCCUCGGAAGACGAGAUGAACUUCACGUCCUUCUCGGGGAGCGCGGCUUGUCCGGCUGGCACUGCAGUCAGCGGCUGGUACAACCUGCCCGGGAUUCCCGUGAAGAGCGGGACGAGCGAGCUCAGCGAGAAGGGAGGCCCGGCCACUUGGACAGGGCUUCAGGUCUUCUGCCGCAAGACUAGCCUCCUGGCGGCCUGUGCGCAGCCCGAAAAAAGCCACUGCGAGGUGGGCCACGUGGUGAACGCUUUCAGCUACAGCGGCAACCAGUUCAAGCUGGGCUGCUGCAGGCUUCAGAAGCCCAUGGGCGCCAAGCUGACCCCAGAUCCGCGGAAAGCACGGCUCUAUGACGGCUUCGAAGGCUACUACUGCCCUGCGGCCAUGGGUUCCACGGGGAUGGCCCUGUACCGGAAGUCGCAGAUCGGCGCCUUGGGAGAGCCAGGGACCUCCAUGGACUUCAAUUGGACCCUGAGCUGGGACAAGUUUGAUGGCGCAUGGGUCUUGCGUCACGGCCGGGAGCAGUACGCUUCCGUAGAGAGCGACGCUGUGUCACCGCUGGAGAUAGAGGCGACUGCCAAGUUCUCCGCAACUAAGAUCGAGGCGCUCACGACAGAGGCCGCGAAGCCCAAGGUGCAGAGCCCAUUCCCAAAGAAGAAGCCCACGUACCCGAAGCUCGUCCAAUUCCGGCCGGUGCAGCCUGAUUACAAGGCGUACUGCAAUCCGGCCUUCCUGCAGAACCCAAGCCUCUUCAAAGGCUCCAUCUCAGACACCAACCCAUGCUACCACACCUUCCAUGCGGAACUCGUGAAGGGCGUGCCGGAGACGAAGGGAAUCACCGAGAAGUCGUUCUGGUCCUGCGCCGACCGUGACACAGCGCGGCGGUACCUCUCCAGCAUGGCCGAGUACUCGACGGGCAAGGCGAAAGCAGAAGCAGCGAAAGACUCGAAGACGGUGAAUAUCAUUGAGACUUCGCUGUCGCUUGCUGCAGCCAUCGUUGGAGCAAUUCCUUGGGGCAGCUGGGGAGCCUCGGGUGAAGCGAGCGUGAAGGACACCACCGUGCGGACAGAGGCGACCACUGCUGAGACCCUGGACGAACGGGUGCAGCAGGCAGCACAGCAGGACCAGCAGGAUGCUCGAGACAUGGCAACUCAGACCGACGGGAACAUGUUCGACGUAAGCCAAGCUGAGCCGGUGGUUGCCAAGAACAGCGAGCUGACCAAGACGAUCGCCUCGAGUGUCCAAUCCAUCCUCGGGGGCGUAUCCACCGGCCUGGGGUACUACGACGAGUUUAAGGGAGCUGCGGAGGAUGCAGCCAAAGGGGAAGAGUCGCCUUUGAAAAUCGCUAAGGAGAUCCAGAAGAAAACGCUCCCCGACUUCGAGGCGCCCAUCUACGAGUUCGACAAAAAACUGGCCGAAGCCUCGUGGAAUGACUGCGUGCCACUGCAGUUUGGCCUGUCGAAGGUGAUGUGCGACCUCUUCUGCGUGGAGAACUCCGUGCGAGAGGGCACCGCAGCCAUCCUCGAGAGCCUUUCGGACUCUCAGCAGGUGCUUCUCGAGAACCUCCAGGCCUUGCUGAAUUACCAGACCGAGUACAUCCUCUGGGCGAUUGGGACCUUGGCCAAGAAGGACCACGACGGCAGAAACAAGCACGAUGCUCCGGCACCGGAGGCCAGUACACUGCUCGAGGAUCUGCAGAAGAUCGACUUUGAGGACAUGGCAAAAGUGCAGCCGAGAGAGAUUCUGACCUGGCAUGCAACUGCCGGUGAGCAGUUGUACUCUCGCAUUGCUGCCUUGGUAGUGAAUGCCUCGAAAGAAACCUGGCCUUUGCGGCUGAAGUCUGCUAGGGGAAUGCUGCACCAUUUCACCGCCGCUUUUCAGCAGCGGCUACGUGCAGGUGCUCCGCAGGAGUCUCAGGUGGCAAGCAAGCUCCAAGUGCUGCGCUCUGGGGUGGCCCGGCAUCGGGAGCGCGCGAAGACGAUGCAAUCACUGCAUGUGCAGAUGGGCUUCAAGUCUGUGUCCACUCCAUUGGUCGAGGCUUUCCUCCACGUCCAUGAGAAGCACAGCACCUACAGCAUGCUGGAGAUGAGAGCUCUUGAGCUGAUGGAUUCCGCCGUCGUGUCGGCCCAGAAUUUCUCUCAAUGCGACAGGGACAGCAAAGCCAUGCGCGAAAGCUGGCAGCGUGCGAUGUGGGCCGAGGAAAGAAGCCAGGAGGCUUUGCUGGAGGCCUGGGCCGCCACGGUGUCCGGUGCCGAGCGGCUUCUCAUCGCCCUGAAGAAUGAGCAGCUCUUGUUGCGCCUCGUGGAUUUUGCCAAGGAGGACAUGGACAUGGAGCCAUUGUGUGGCGACACGCAGCGGCUGGUGCAGCAGUUCUACGGUCGGGCCGUCUCCUUGCUGGACCGUGCUGCAUGGCCCCUGGUGCAGCAGGCGAUUACCUUCCAGGCCGUGGCAUCUUACCAGGAGCGCCAGCUGCAAUUGAAGCGCUUGCAGUACGUCCCCUUGCCCGAAAUCUGGCAGAGCCUGAAGAAGCAGCUCGCUGCCGUGGCGGAGCCCUCACAGUUGGAAGGCUCGCAGGUGGCCGCAGAGGCGCUGGCGGCCAUGGGCCCGGAGCUCUGUCCUGGGCCCCAAAGCUGCCCACGAGGACUUCAGCUCACCGAGGGCUUCGAGGCCCACGGCCGUGCCUGCAGAGACAGCGCAAAGACGGUGCAUGUGCUGUCGCCCCACGCGGCGGCCGGCUUGGUCCAGCAUCUGCACCUGCGUUCGGAGCCCCUGCGCAGCUUGGCGUUGCUGCAGGAGGUGGAGCUGGCAGUGGAAGGUCGCCCGGCGGGGGUGCCAGCUUGA